Messenger RNA from Pipistrellus nathusii (Nathusius's pipistrelle), 324 nucleotides. NCBI's taxonomy places the organism in Eukaryota, Metazoa, Chordata, Mammalia, Chiroptera, Vespertilionidae. The record is from the annotation of a GenBank genome assembly.
AUGCAGAAACUAAGACAGCAGAAGGAAUACGCGAAGCAGGUGAAGGAGUACAACAUGAAGACCCUCUCCCUCCUGUCCAACCCGCCGGCGGCAAAGCCCGAGAACAGCCCCGGCCUCUCCCGGCAGAAGGCUUUGGAAUACGCUAAGACCAUCCCCAAACCCAAAUCUUCAAAUCUGGCUGACCAGGCGUCAAAGGAAAAGAAAAAUCCAGCCUCCGCUGGAGAAGACACGUUGCCAGAGAUCUCCCUGCUGGGCAUCCUGCAGAGCAGGCACGAGCGGGAGAAGCAGGCCGUGGCUGCCUUCAAAGUCCUGCACAUCGUGUAG